Myiozetetes cayanensis is the source of this 3459-nucleotide messenger RNA. RefSeq names its product spartin (gene SPART). Bases 148 to 2040 code for a protein of 630 amino acids. Gene Ontology annotation, biological process: negative regulation of BMP signaling pathway; cell division. NCBI's taxonomy places the organism in Eukaryota, Metazoa, Chordata, Aves, Passeriformes, Tyrannidae. Gene Ontology annotation, cellular component: plasma membrane. The transcript has 9 exons. The record is from RefSeq and is a predicted model, not a curated record.
GCCCGGCUCGGUGAGCGCGGCCGCGGGGUCCUCCCGGACCGGCGGGGCUCCCUGCGGGACCCGCGGGCGCAGGCGUUGGUUCAGCUGGGGCGGGCACGGAACGGGCCAGGGCCGGGCGGCCGCGGGGAGCCCCGCGGGGCGGCCGUAAUGGAACAACCACAGGAUCCAGUUACACAAGAAGAUGCAAAUAUUAAAGCUAUUAAUGAAGAGUACAGGAAAGCCUUUAUUUUUAUCAAUAAAGGAUUGAAUACAGAUGAACUGGGUCAGAAGGAAGAGGCAAGAAGUUACUAUAAGAAGGGGCUUGACCACUUGCUCCGAGGAGUUAGCAUUCCAUCAGAGGGUCCUGCCUGUGUAGGGUCCCAGUGGGAGUCUGCCAGGCAAAUGCAGCAGAAGAUGAGGGAGACCCUGCAAAACGUUCGUGCUCGACUCGGCAGCCUAGAGCAAAACACCCCACCAGUACAAGCAAGUCCUGCUACGAUGGAUGCCCCUGCUGGGGUGCCCAGGUUAUACCCAUCCAUUCCAUCCAAAGAAAAGCCAGAAAGACCUCCUGCUCCUAAUUAUCUGUUUGCACCAAGUCAGCCAUCUGCACCAGAUGGAAGUGUUGCAGCUGUGAGCCAUGGGCAAAUUCCAGCUAUGAGUCCAUCCUCAGGAAAACCUCUCUAUCUGCCAAAUGAAGCACCUCCUGCCUAUACUCCUCAAGCUACCAAUGGCCAUUUUACUGUGUCUUAUGGCACAGACUCUGGGGAAUUUUCUUCUGUUGGUGAGGACUAUUACAAGUGCACUCAACCACCUCCCCUGGAAAACCUGGGAGUGGAUGCAGAUGAGCUGAUCUUGAUUCCCCAGGGAGUACAAAUAUUUUUUGUGACUCCUGAUGGGCAGGUUAGUGCUCCUUCGUAUCCUGGAUAUCUACGCAUUGUGAAGUUCUUGGAUACAGAUAGUGAAGCGGCUCAGAAUCGUCCACCUGCAUUUCUUCAGGUUUGUGACUGGUUGUAUCCUCUGAUGUGUAACCAGUCUCCUGUUCUGUGCUGCAGUACUGGAGUCUACAUGUUCCCUGACACAAUGUCCCAGAUACCAGGGUCCUAUGUAGGAGUAGUGCUGUCUUCAGAACUUCCAGCAGCUGACAGAGAGCUGUUUGAGGAUCUCUUAAAACAGAUGUCUGACCUUCGAAUCCAGGUGCCAGGAUCCCAUGAGAGAUUAGGGUUAUCUUCAGAGCUCCCAGCAACUGAGAGAGCGCAUUUUGAAGAUAAAUUUAAACAGAUGUCUGGCCACAAAGUCCAGCCUUCAGAAGCCUCUAGUGAUGCAGUUAACUUGCCUCAGACUGUACAUAUCCAACCACAACCCGAAGGAGCAAAAGAUCAGAAAGAGUUACCAGAAUGGAGUGAGAAGGUUGCCCAUGGCAUCUUGUCAGGUGCAUCUUGGGUAAGCUGGGGCCUAAUGAAAGGAGCAGAAUAUACUGGUAAAGCUAUUCACAAAGGAGCUUCUAAACUGCGAGAACACAUUCAACCAGAAGAAAAACCUGUAGAAGUCAAUCCAACUGUAGCAAAGGGACUUCAUGUAGCAAAACAGGCUACUGGAGGAGCAGUGAAAGUCAGCCAGUUCUUAGUUGAGGGAGUGUGUUCUAUAGCGAGCUGUGUCGGAAGGGAGCUGGCUCCACAUGUGAAGAAGCAUGGCAGCAAAUUAGUUCCAGAAUCCCUUAAGAAAGAUAAAGAUGGCAAAUCCACUUUUGAUGGUGCUCUGGUUGUAGCAGCAAGUGGAGUUCAAGGGUUAUCAACAGUGUGGCAAGGUUUAGAAAGUGCAGCGAAGUGCAUUGCUAAAAGUGUUUCAACUGAGACUGUAAAAACUGUCAAAUACAAGUAUGGAGAGGAUGCUGGCCAUGCUACAGACAAUGCUAUGAAUUCUGCAAUCAAUGUUGGUGUGACAGCAUUUAACAUUGAAAAUAUCGGUAUCAAAGCUGUUGUAAAGAGAACUGCAAAGGAAACUGGCCAUGCUGUGCUGGAUGAAUACAAAGUAUUGGAUAAUGAGAAGAAGGAUAAAAAAUGAAAGCAAUUAAAUAUUUCUCAAAGCCUUACAUUAGAGAUGAAACUUCCUAUUUAUAAGUAACUACAUUGCUCAUCUGCAACUGAACAUAAAUCACACUGUACUUUUCAAGCAACUGUUACCUAAUUUGACAUGAAAAUGUAAAAAUAGGGAGAGCAUUCGUAGAAGGAAAAAUGAAAGUUGUCAACUCGAUUUAAAACAACUGGAUCAGGGCUUUAGGCAGCUGGAGGAUUAUCAGCUUGCAGUUCAUAUUCUUGCCUCUGUAAGCACUUUUUCAAAAUAAUAUAUGGAAUAAUAGAUUAAAUAGUAAUAUUACUGUGAAUAUUUUUGUAACACUUUAUAUUUAUAAAGAAGGUGGUGAUACUGAAAAAGUAGGAUUACUAAUUCUGGAACAAGUAGAAUUAUUAGUUUUGGGUUUAUAACGAUCCUUGAGUUAGUUUUACUAACCUAGCCUUGUCUUAUUUAAUAUGCACUACUAAAAUAAGCAUUGUGUUUCAUUGUUUUAUAGAGAAUUUAUCUUUUCAGCUACUAAACAGCUAAUCUUAUCUGAAGUUCAUGGUAGGAGAAAUGAAAGAUGAACCUCAGGCAGUUAUUCCCUUAUAAACUUUUUUUUUCAUCCAGCAUAUAAGUAAACCAAAGAUACCAACCAUUUCUUUUAAAAGAGAGUAUUUACAGCUCUAGAAAAAUGCAUUUUCUACUUGAGUCCAUAUGGAAUAUACAAAGAUUAUUUGAAAUUCAGAUUUUUAUGUAGAGAGGAGAUGUAUGUUUUUGCAUAAAUUAUUUUUCUGUGAAAAUAUUCUGUAGAAGGCACUGGGAACUUUUGUGCAUUCUGUACUUUGCAGGCAAUCUAGAAAGAUUUAUAUUAUAUAUUAUGGCCUCCUAAUGGAAGACAGUAUGUAUUUGAACAAAUAGUUCUAACAGUCAUCAUCUUUAUUCCAUUAAAUUCAUAGUUGCACAACGGUAUGAAAUCUUUAAAAAGGGUAUAAAGGCAAGCCCUUUUAAUGGAGAAAGGUGUGUAGAAUAGACACUACUGUGUAGAUUUGCAAUCCUGUUUGUAGCACAGUGUAAAACAACUCAGUAUGUCAAAUCCUUGAGAUGCUUUGGCACUGCUACUUAUUUAACAGUUCACUAUUGAGUUUUAAAGCUGCUGCACAUUCUGAUAUUGGCUGUACCUGCAACAAACAGAAUGCCAUCAAUUUACAACUUAUUUCCAUUUCAUGUGAAUGGAGAAAUAUCUAAAUGGUUGUUAGCAAGUGAUAUUUGUAUCAGAUAAAAAACCCCACAGUAACAACUAAUGUCUAUUAAAAUGGUAGUAGGUGCACAUUUUGUGGUAGCUGCUGUAGGGUGAGAAAUGUGAAACAAAGGAUCUAACCACUUGAAGUCUAACUUUGAUUAAUGGAAAUAAAGAUGAAAUUAAAAUUG